AUGGCCUAUUUGAUGCAUAUUGGAUAUUUGCUUGCAUGCAUAGUGCUUUCCAAUUUCCAAUUAGCCAACGGCUCAAUAAAGGUACGGCUGCUAGCUGUCGGUACAAAAAUGGAGACAAAUUACUACGGAAAGUUCGUCAAUGUGUCGUGCACAUUCCGGCCAAACCUUUCCCUUGCUAACCAAACCGUAGACUGCGAUAUCGAAAUAUUACGGGAUAUUAAAGAUAUGAAGCUGACGGCGACUUACUAUGCUAUUGCUUUGAACAAGCUUGUUCAAACCGUCCUGCUGAAACGAUCGAUUGAUAUGUGCUUCUUCAUACAAAAUCCCCGUUCGGAUCGUUUGGUAAAUAGCGUCUACAACUACAUCAACCAACGCAGUAAUUUUCCAAGCAAAUGUCCCUUGUUUGCGGGAAACUACUUCAUACGCGGAAUUCGACCCAGCGAUGUUCCGAUACCGUCCUUUUUGCCCGAAAGUGAAUUCAUACUAGAGGAAGUCUAUCGCUCGGAAACUAGACACGAAACGCUGUUAGAGUUUCGUUUUUAUGGCAAGUUGGUACGAUUUAUAGAAACGUAA
Messenger RNA from Anopheles marshallii, 573 nucleotides. RefSeq lists its product as uncharacterized. The transcript is spliced from 3 exons. The coding region runs from base 1 to 573 and encodes 190 amino acids. The record is from RefSeq and is a predicted model, not a curated record. NCBI's taxonomy places the organism in Eukaryota, Metazoa, Arthropoda, Insecta, Diptera, Culicidae.